AUGGUCAUGUUACCGCGUCGACAGCCAGCGCACAGUUUGCUGGUCUUAGCUGCGAUUGCUGCUGGCAGUCUUUGCAGCUUUGUGCUACCUGCUGCGCGGAGUGGAUUGAGACCUGUUCACCCAUCCACCCGCGACGUGUCGAAACACUCACGGCAAGCGACGACAGAAAUCGCUCCGCCCAACUCAGCCAGGCUCAUGGUCGAUCAAGCUGCGGAAGCCGUGAUGGCAGCGUUCAAGGAUGGGAUCUCGCGGCAGUCGGUGCGAUUGAGGUUGGACAUGGUCUGCCCACCGAAUCGUGUGACAGAAUCUGGCAUGGAGGCGCUCCUCAAUGAUGCACUUCCUAUGGCGCAGGCCUUCACGAAGAGUCUGCAGGCGCCAGGAGGGGCGGCGCUGCAGGAUGUGCGGAUUUCGAGAUUCGACGGAGUUGGUACCACCUCUGGCGAUGUUGGCACACUCCUGUACCGGCUUACCGAAGAUGCCAAACAGGAUGCUGCCGUAAUUUUCCUGGGCGGCCGCAAGUUCGUUCUGCAAGAUGCUUCCGGUGAGUUUGUCAGCGGCAUGAAAGAUCGUUUGGUGGUGAUGCUCAACUCCGAAGAUGCUGCAACCAGCUUCAGGAUAGAGAACAGGGGCUCCGAAGUCAGUGUGGGCGGCAAUUUCGGCAACGAUGUGGAAAUACUGGGAAAGUUCUGCGCCGAGUUCCAGGAGGAGACGUACUACCUACGGCUCCUGCUCUUAAGCGAUUGGCCAGUGCUCGUCUUUCGUGCCUACCCUCACCCUUGGACGGUUUACCUGGAGGACCUCGAUGGAAACGUGGUAAGGUUGAUCGAGGGGUCACGCAAGCCGCAGGCGGAAGAGAUUGCUGAGGAACUCAGCAAGUACGAGACCGAGAUGGGGAUCACAACUGCAGACAAGAUGGCAAAGAUUCAGAAGUCCACCGAGUGA
This is a messenger RNA of Symbiodinium sp. CCMP2592, 942 nucleotides long. The record is from the annotation of a GenBank genome assembly. NCBI's taxonomy places the organism in Eukaryota, Dinophyceae, Suessiales, Symbiodiniaceae.